Messenger RNA from Heterostelium album PN500, 1962 nucleotides. Its product is annotated as Hsc70 protein. The coding region runs from base 1 to 1962 and encodes 653 amino acids. The transcript has 2 exons. Gene Ontology annotation, molecular function: ATP hydrolysis activity; misfolded protein binding; ATP binding. Gene Ontology annotation, biological process: protein refolding; cellular response to unfolded protein. The record is from RefSeq and is a predicted model, not a curated record. NCBI's taxonomy places the organism in Eukaryota, Evosea, Eumycetozoa, Acytosteliales, Acytosteliaceae. Gene Ontology annotation, cellular component: cytoplasm.
AUGUCUUCCAUUGGAAUUGAUUUAGGUACAACCUACUCUUGUGUUGGUGUCUGGCAAAAUGAUAGAGUAGAAAUUAUUGCAAAUGAUCAAGGUAAUCGUACAACACCAUCGUAUGUUGCCUUUACAGAUACAGAGAGAUUGAUUGGAGAUGCCGCCAAGAAUCAAGUCGCUAUGAAUCCAACCAAUACAGUUUUCGAUGCCAAGCGUUUAAUUGGUCGUAAGUUCUCCGAUUCCGUCGUACAAUCCGAUAUGAAACAUUGGCCAUUCAAGGUCAUACAGAAGGAGGGUGACAAACCAUUCAUUGAAGUCGAGUUCAAGGGAGAGAAGAAGGUGUUCCAACCGGAGGAAAUAUCAUCGAUGGUGCUCUUAAAGAUGAAGGAAACCGCCGAGUCAUUCCUUGGAAAGACCAUCAACAACGCUGUCAUUACCGUGCCAGCCUACUUUAAUGACUCGCAGCGUCAAGCCACCAAGGAUGCCGGUGUCAUUGCCAAGUUGAAUGUCCAACGUAUUAUUAACGAGCCAACUGCCGCCGCUAUUGCCUACGGUCUCGAGAAGAAGGGUGCCGGUGAGAGAAACAUUCUCAUUUUCGACUUGGGAGGUGGAACUUUCGAUGUCUCUUUGUUGACCAUCGAAGACGGUGUCUUUGAAGUAAAGGCAACUGCUGGUGACACUCAUUUGGGAGGUGAGGAUUUCGACAAUCGUAUGGUCAACCACUUUGUCGAGGAGUUCAAGCGUAAGCACAAGAAGGAUUUGAUGUCCAACCAGAGAGCUUUGCGUCGUUUGAGAACUGCCUGUGAGCGUGCCAAGAGAACUCUCUCGUCGAGCACUCAAGCCUCAGUGGAAAUCGACUCGCUCUUUGAGGGUAUCGAUUUCUACACUUCCAUUACUCGUGCUCGUUUCGAAGAGUUGAAUGCCGACUUGUUCCGUGGAUGUAUCGAGCCAGUCGAGAAGGUCAUCAAGGAUUCCAAGUUGGCCAAGGGUGCCAUCAACGAUAUUGUGUUGGUCGGUGGAUCCACUCGUAUUCCAAAGGUACAACAGUUGCUCCAAGACUUCUUCAACGGUAAGGAGUUGAACAAAUCCAUCAAUCCAGACGAAGCCGUUGCCUACGGUGCUGCAGUACAAGCUGCCAUUCUUUCGAAUGAGGGUGGUGAGAAGGUUGCCGACUUGCUCUUGCUCGAUGUCGCUCCACUUUCUCUCGGUUUGGAGACUGCCGGUGGUAUCAUGACCAACUUGAUCCCAAGAAACACCACCAUUCCAUGCAAGAAGUCACAGACUUUCUCUACCUACUCUGACAACCAACCGGGUGUAUUGAUCCAAGUAUUCGAAGGAGAGCGUCAGAUGACUCGUGACAACAAUCUUCUCGGUAAAUUCGAGUUGUCCGGUAUCCCACCAGCUCCACGUGGUGUCCCACAGAUUGAAGUGACCUUUGAUAUCGAUGCCAACGGUAUCUUGAAUGUAUCCGCUGAGGACAAGUCCACCGGUAAAGUCCAAAAGAUCACUAUCACCAACGAUAAGGGUCGUUUGACAAAGGAACAAAUCGAAAAGAUGGUUGCCGACGCCGAGAAGUACAAGGUUCAAGACGAAGCUCAAAGAGACAAGGUCGAAGCCAAGAACAAGUUGGAGAACUACGCAUACUCUGUCCGUGGUAGUCUCAAAGAAGAGAACAUCUCAUCCAAAUUGGACCCAGAUGACAAAUCCAAGAUUGACACUGCCGUCGAAGAUUGCAUCAAGUGGUUAGAUUCCAAUCAGACCGCAGAGAAGGAUGAAUUUGACCACAAGAUGAAGGAGCUAGAGUCCAUCGUCAACCCAAUCAUGACCAAGAUGUACCAACAAGGAGGUGGUGAAGGUGGUAUGCCAGGUGGUAUGCCAGGUGGAAUGCCAGGUGGAAUGCCAGGUGGUAUGCCAGGUGGAAUGCCAACUGAUGGUGGAAAGAAGAGUGGUUCAGUUGAUGAACUUGACUAA